Xenopus tropicalis (tropical clawed frog) is the source of this 4324-nucleotide messenger RNA. It is a transcript of the gene mybpc3, whose product is annotated as myosin binding protein C3. Bases 105 to 3947 code for a protein of 1280 amino acids. The record is from RefSeq and is a predicted model, not a curated record. NCBI's taxonomy places the organism in Eukaryota, Metazoa, Chordata, Amphibia, Anura, Pipidae. The transcript is spliced from 35 exons.
AUCCCACAGCUUCAUUCCAGUUCCAACCCGGUACUGGUCUGGAACUACUGCUGAAAAUUGUCUAGUUAGCAUUUGGGUUCUUCCGCCAAGCAGGCUGAGCUAGGAUGCCUGAGCCUGUCAAGAAAUCAGCGUUUACCAAAAAGCCAAAAUCUGAGGAGGUCUCAGUGGGUGGAACUGUUACCUUUGCGGCAGAGACAGACAAACCUGGUCUGAAGGUGAAAUGGCAGAGGAACAAUGUCGACAUCACUGCAAAUGAGAGGUUUGCCAUAAAGUCUGAGGGCAAGCAGCACUCACUGACCAUCAGCAAUGCCACCGCAGAGGAUGAAGUGGUCUAUGCCGUCAUUGCAGGCACCUCGAAGGUCAAGUUUGAGCUAAAAGUCAAAGAACAAGAAAAAACUGAGGAGGCUCCUGCCCCAGCUCCAGCUCCAGCUGCUCCUGAAGCUUCUGAGGCACCUGCUCCUCCAGCACCUGACAGCUCAGCUCCACCUUCCACUGAAACUGCUGAGGGAGAGGCUAAACCCCCAGAGUCUGCUGAAGCUACUGCUAUUCAACCUGAACCCCCUAAGGAUGAAAUUGGACUGUUCCUGGAAAGACCAAAGGAUGCGGAAAUCACUGUUGGUUCCAAUAUCAAGUUUACAGCCAGAAUCGCCGGUGCCAAUUUGAUUAAGAAGCCGGUAGUCAAAUGGUUUAAAGGCAAAUGGAUGGACUUGACCAGCAAAGUUGGCAAACAUUUGCAGCUCCAUGAGAUUUAUGACAGGAACACCAAGAUUUACACCUUUGAGAUACAGAUAAUCCAAGCCAAAACCACCUACGCCGGGGGUUACCGAUGUGAGGUUUCCUCAAAAGACAAGUUUGACAGCUGCAAUUUUAACCUAGCAGUUCAUGAGGUAUCUACAUCAGGAGAGGUAGACAUUCGUGCAGCAUUCAGACGCACGAGCCUUGUAGGAGCUGCAAAAAGAAGAAUAUCCAUUGCCAUCAGCGGAGAUGGAGCUGAGGAAGCAGGGGAAUUGGAUUUUAGUGCCUUGCUUAAAAAGAGAGACAGUUUCCUGCGCUCCGUGAAUCGCAAUGAGCCAAAGCAGGGCGCCGAGCCCGAUGUGGAUGUGUGGGAUAUCCUCAAGAAAGCACCCCCUUCUGAAUAUGAGAAGAUUGCCUUCCAGUAUGGCAUCACUGACUUGAGGGGCCUCUUGAAAAGACUCAAGAAGAUGAAGAAGGAAGAGAAGAAGAGUGAAGCUUUCCUUAAGAAGAUGGAUCCUGCAUACCAAAUAGACAAAGGUCAGAAGAUGAAGCUGGUCGUAGAAGUGGCCAAUCCAGAUGCAGAGGUCAAAUGGCUGAAAAAUGGCCAAGAGAUCAGAGUUAGCGGGAGCAAGUACAUAUUUGAGAGUAUUGGGAACAAGAGGAUUCUCACCAUCAAUAACUGCUCGCUGGCAGAUGACGCUGCCUAUCAGUGUGUGAUUGGGGAAGAGAAAUGCUUCACUGAGCUCUUUGUGAGAGAGCCUCCCGUUCAGAUCCUCCAUUCCUUGGAAGAUCAGAUGGUGAUGGUGGGAGAGAGAGUGGAGUUUGAGUGUGAGGUGUCAGAGGAAGGCGCUCAAGUGAAAUGGGAGAAAGAUGGCGUGGAGCUGACCAGAGAGGAAACCUUCAAGUAUCGGUUUAAAAAGGACGGUAAAAAGCAUUUUCUGAUCAUUAAUGAGACAACCCUGGAAGACGGGGGCAAUUACAAAGUCAAAACCAACGGAGGGGAGUCAGUGGCUGAGCUGAUGGUACAAGAGAAACAGUUGGAAGUUCUACAAGAUGUGGCUGAUUUGACUGUUAAAGCCAAGGAACAAGCGGUCUUCAAGUGUGAGGUCUCCGAUGAGACGGUGACCGGUAUAUGGGUGAAGAACGGAAAGGAAGUCAUUCCUAACAACAGAAUCAAGAUCACCCACAUUGGAAGGGUACACAAGCUGACCAUCGAUGAUGUUGUCCCACAGGAUGAGGGAGACUACUCCUUUAUCCCUAAUGGAUUUGCCUUCAGCCUUUCUGCAAAACUACACUUUAUGGAGGUGAAGAUUGACUUUGUUCCAAGACAAGAACCCCCUAAGAUCAAACUGGACUGCAUGUCACAGUGCGCUGACACCAUCAUUGUCGUUGCUGGCAACAAAUUACGUCUUGACGUCCCCAUAUCUGGGGAUCCAGCCCCCACUGUUGUGUGGAUGAAGGGGGAUAAGGUAAUUGAGCAGACCCCAGUCAGGACUGAAAGUGAGGCUCAUCACGACUUAUACCGAGAUGUGGAUCUAAUUUCAGAGGUUGAUGGCAGAGUCCAUGUGGAGACACAUGCAGACCAUUGUGUGUUCAUCAUUGAGGGGGCAGAGAAGUCAGAUGAAGGUGCCUACACCGUACUGGUGAAGAAUGAAGCUGGAGAGGACAAAGCUAACAUCAAUGUAAAGGUUAUUGAGGUCCCAGAUCCACCUGAGUCCCCCAAGAUAUCAAACAUUGGCGAGGAUUUUUGCACAGUACAAUGGGAUCCACCCAAGUAUGAUGGAGGCCAACCAGUCUUGGGCUAUAUUUUGGAGAGAAAGAAAAAGAAGAGUUACCGCUGGAUGCGGCUGAACUACGACCUGGUCAAGGAAUUAACCUAUGAAUCUAAGAGGAUGAUUGAGGGAGUAGUAUAUGAGAUGCGCAUAUAUGCCGUAAACUCCAUUGGCAUGUCCCUCCCCAGUCAGCCUUCACAGCCCUUCAUGCCUAUUGCUCCCACCAGUGAGCCCACCCAGCUGGUGGUGGAGGACGUCAGUGACACCAGUAUAAGCUUAAAGUGGAGACCCCCAGAGCGCAUUGGCGCAGGAGGACUCGAUGGCUACACCGUGGAAUACUGCAAGGAAGGGUCCACAGAGUGGGUCCCAGCACUGCAAGGCCUCACUGAGAGAAAUUCAGUCAUGAUCCGUGACCUUCCCACCGGAGAGAGACUCACCUUUAGAGUGCGUGCCAUCAAUCUGGCAGGACCCAGCGAGCCCUGUACCAUGAAAGAACCUGUGACCAUUCGCGAAAUCAUGCAACGUCCAAAGAUCUGGCUUCCACGAUACCUCAGACAAAAACUGAUCAAGAAAGUUGGUGAAACAGUGAACAUCGUCAUUCCCUUCCAGGGUAAGCCACGCCCAGUGGUGACCUGGCUGAAAGAUGGACAGCCUGUUGACCCAAAACAAGUCGGAAUCCGCAACAGUGAAGCAGACACCAUUUUGUUUAUAAGAAAGGCAGAGCGAGACCAUUCUGGGGAAUAUAAAGUUCAAAUCCAGAUUGAGAACUGCGAGGACUCGGCCACCAUCUGCAUCCAAAUCGUAGAUAAACCAAGUGCCCCUCAGAAAUUAAAGAUCGUUGAAAUCUGGGGAUUCAAUGUGGCACUGGAAUGGGCUCCUCCCCAAGAUGAUGGAAACACGGAAAUUACUGGAUACACUGUCCAGAAAGCAGAUAAAAAGACCAUGGAAUGGUUCACAGUCUUCGAGCACUAUAGGCGAACACACUGCGUGGUGUCCGAUCUGAUCAUGGGCAACGAGUAUUACUUCCGAGUGUUCAGUGAGAACAUGUGCGGCCUGAGUGAGAAACCUUGCACUACAAAGAACAGUGCCUAUAUCCAGAAAACCGGAACUGCCUACAAACCUCCAACUUACAAAGAUCAUGAGUUUGAGGAGGCCCCUAAGUUUACUCACCCACUGAAUGACCGGUCUGUUGUUGCGGGGUACAAUGCCACCCUCAGUUGUGCCGUACGAGGCAUACCCAAGCCUAAGAUCACAUGGUAUAAGAAUAAGAUGGACCUGUCCAUGGAGGCCCGCUAUCGCUCCUUCAGCAAGCAGGGGGUGCUCACAUUGGAAGUGAGGAAGCCAAGCCCAUUCGAUGGUGGCCUCUACACAUGCAAAGCAGUCAAUGAGCAUGGGGUGGCAGAAACUGAAUGCCGGCUGGAGGUGCGAGUUCCUCAGUAACAGUCCCAUGGGGUGAUUUUAGGCGACUGGAACAGAGGAGACAGAGGAGUUGAGACGCAGACUGUAAAAUUCAUAGAUGAAGCAAGUUCAAUCUGUAUUAGAUAUAUGUAAAAGAAACCCACAGACACACAGCAAUAUCAUCUCUAGAUUCACAGAAUAACAAAGAGCACUGUGCUGCCUGCUACGAUCCUUGCCUUCAUCUCACGCAGCAGAGGCUAUCUCGGUGUGGAUAUUAUUUUUCGCAGUAUUGGCAGGAAGAGAUUAAAUGCCAGGGGGAUAAGGGCGUUGCCUGUAUGAUAUAUAGAAUAUGAUAUGUGUAAGUGAUUUUGAAAGGUAAAAAGAAGUAAUAAACGUUCAGCGUGUUGAGUAGUUGGAAA